This is a messenger RNA of Scedosporium apiospermum, 3789 nucleotides long. RefSeq names its product CNH domain-containing protein. The record is from RefSeq and is a predicted model, not a curated record. The transcript has 4 exons. Gene Ontology annotation, biological process: intracellular signal transduction. The coding region runs from base 1 to 3789 and encodes 1262 amino acids. NCBI's taxonomy places the organism in Eukaryota, Fungi, Ascomycota, Sordariomycetes, Microascales, Microascaceae. Gene Ontology annotation, molecular function: guanyl-nucleotide exchange factor activity.
AUGGCCGAUUACCACCAUCCUUCCGAUCGAGGUCCGCCGCAUCGUCCCCGGGAAUAUGGAGGAAACUCAUCGGCCAAUUACCAGCGGGAGGCUGCCUUCUCGAACAUCUUCGGCGCCGCCCCUCCCCCCGGUCGAUCGCAUACCAUGACCUCCUCCGUCGCUCCGCCCCAGAUGAUGUCCGCCGAUGAUAGAACCCAUACGAUGACGUCUACAUAUUCGACCAUGUCUGGCGGCAGACCUGAGAUACACCGACAGCCUCCUCCCCGCCCGCCCCAUCCCUCCCAAUAUGCCGACCAACAGCAUCGGAUGUAUCCCCCUGACCAAGUGUCUGGUGGUUACUAUCCUCCUCCUCCCCGAUCGGUCUCAGGGGGCCAUCAAGUCCCUUCCCCCCAAGCUCUCCAAUACAUGCAACAACGGAGGCCUCCGCCCCAAGGAGUCCCCCCUCCCAGGUUCGAAUCGAGACCCGGUCCUCCUCAGGGGUAUGGUCCUCCUAGGGCUGCGACACAGCGGUUCCAUCCCGGCGGGGGGCCUCCGAUGCCGGGGAUGAACGGUGACCCUUAUCGAACCCAGUCUCUGGCCUCGUCUUCGCGACAGCAGAUGUACCAUCCUCCUCCCGCGUCCUACCAGUCUCACGCCAAUCCCUCUCGAUAUAAUGCCUAUAAUCCAAACUCGGCGAGGACCACGGCCCAGGGCCGAGUCGUUCCGGAACGCGGCGAUGAUCGCUCCAUGUCCAUGACGGGUUAUCACCCUCAAGAUAGGGAUGCUCACCAAACGAUGAGUGGGCGGGUGAUUCCAAACCGAAGGUUUCCGUCUGACCCUCAGGGCAACGGCUACAUGUCCGUGGGUGGUGGAGGCCACGGCGGAUAUGCCGCACCUGGAUCUCAAACCAGGACGGCUAGCAUGGCCUCGUCAUCCGGUUAUGACAACAAUAGGACUAUGUCCAUGGCGUCGACUGUAGCGCCCACCAUAACACCGUCCGAGGCGGAUACAGUCAUUGCGACCACACCGACGCGGACUUCUACUUCUUCCACGCCAACCGCCCCUUCUCAACCACAGCACCAGCACAGCCGAUCAUCCGCUAGCAAGUCCAUUGAUAGCGAACGUCCCCCCACGGCGAAGAUCCGAGCCCCUCUCGUUUACCCAGCCCUCCUCUCCCGAGUUGCCGAAUGCUUCCGACGAAAGAUCAUGGUUGGGGACCGAACGAAGAACGAACUUACAUAUAAGAAUGCCUUCAGCGGUGCUGAGGCUGUAGAUGUCUUGUCCUAUAUUAUCAGAACGACCGAUCGCAACCUCGCGCUCCUGCUCGGUCGCUCCCUCGACGCGCAAAAGUUCUUCCACGACGUUACGUACGAGCACCGACUCCGAGAUUCGUCUAAUGAAAUCUACCAGUUCCGAGAGACCUUGAUGGAAGAGCCCGAGGAUAAGCCUCCAGUGAAUGGUGUUUUUGUCCUUCUGUCGGAGUGCUACUCGCCUACGUGUACACGAGAUCAACUGUGCUAUUCGAUCGCCUGCCCUAGGAGACUGGAGCAAGUUUCUAGGUUGAACCUCAAGAUCCAGCCCGGUCUGAGGAAGGACCAUGCCAACCUGGAUGACGUGGAUCAAACGGACGAGCAGAAGUUAUGGAUCAACUCGGUGCCCAAGGAGAUUGCCGAGAGCGUGGGAGAGCGGGAGAAGAAGAGGCAGGAGGUUAUUUCCGAGAUUUGCUACACGGAGCGAGACUUCGUCAAGGACCUGGAGUAUCUCCGCGACUUCUGGAUUGCUCCAUUGCGGUCCAAGGUGUCUCCUAUUCCGAUCGCUCGCCGUGAUAAGGUGGUGAAACUCAUCUUCAGCAACAUCAUCGACCAUCCCAGUCUUCACACGGUCAGUUCCCGCUUCGCCAAGGCUCUGACGGAGAGGCAACAAAAGAACCCCGUCGUACGCAAUAUCGCCGACAUCUUCCUCGAGUUUGUCCCGUACUUCGAGCCUUUCAUCGUGUACGGCUCGAGACAGCUGGAGGCUAAGUUCGAGUUUGAGAAUGAGCGGUCAUGUAACACGUACUUUGCCAAAUUCGUCGACGAGAUCGAGAGGAGGAAGGAGUCGAGGAAGCUAGAGCUCAACGGUUACCUGACGAAACCCACGACCAGGUUGGCGCGUUAUCCGCUACUUCUGGAGAACGUGCUUAAGUACACGGAGCCGGACAACCCGGAUAAGGACGACAUCCCCAAGGUGCUGACGAUGAUUCGAGACCUUCUCAGCCGUGUUAACAAGGAAUCCGGAAAGGCCGAGAAUCGCUUCAACCUGCGACGUCUCCAUGAACAACUCCGGUUCCGGCCGAACGAGAAGGUCGACCUUCGGCUUACCGAGGAAGGGCGCGAACUUGUGUUUAAGAGCCAGUUUAAGAAGUCGCCUACUGACCCUACGGAGAUUACGGCGUUUUUGUUCGACCAUGCCGUGUUACUGGUGCGCAUCAAGCAGGCUGGCAAGGGCGAGGAGAUCAAGGCGUAUCGAAGGCCAAUUCCAUUGGAGCUCCUGGACAUCAAGGAAAUGGAUGAAGUCAUCCCGCAGCAGGGCGCCGUCAAGCGCUCCUCUUCGAGCUUGAUACCGUCGAUACGAACCAACAAUACGGACUCCAAGAAGGGAGAAGGCUGGCCCAUCACAUUCCGCCAUCUCGGCAAGAAUGGCUACGAGCUUACACUCUAUGCCUCGAACCAGGCAGCGCGUAAGAAGUGGCUCGAGUAUAUCGACAACUCGCAACAACGGCUGCGGGCUCGUGCCGACUUCUUUAACACGGCGGAUGUCUCGAGCGGUUACUUUGUGGCCACGAACCAGGUCAACUGUGUUACGCCGUUUGAUGGCUCAAGGAAGCUCAUUAUCGGCACGAAUAACGGUAUCUACGUAUUAGACCGCAGGGCCGGGGAUGCUGCUCCUAAGAGGGUGCUAGAAGUGCCGAGCGUGACACAGGUUGAGAUCCUGGAGGAAUACCAGCUUCUCCUUGUUUUGUCGAACAAGUCUCUCCUCUCGUACAGCCUCUCAGCUCUCGACCCCAACGAGCCGGCGCUCGCGAGGCGGCCCAAGAAGAUUCAGAGCCACUGCAACUUUUUCAAGGCGGGCAUCUGCCUGGGACGGCACCUCGUGUGCGUUGUCAAGUCCUCGGCGCUGUCGACCACGGUCAAGGUCUACGAGCCCAACGACGCGAUGGCGAAGACGAAGAAGCAGAAGGGUCUCGGGAAGAUGUUUGGCGGCGGCCAAGACGAGCUACGGCCAUUCAAGGAGUGCUACAUCCCCGCCGAAUCGUCGUCGAUACACUUCCUCAAGUCCAAGCUAUGCGUGGCCUGCCCCAAGGGCUUCGAGGUCGUCUCGCUGGAGACGCUGGAGACGCAGUCCCUCCUCGACCAGGCCGACACGUCUCUCGACUUUGUGGCCCGCAAGGAAGGCGUCAGGCCCAUCCACAUCGAGCGUCUCAACGGAGAGUUCUUGCUCAACUACUCGGAGUUCUCGUUCUUCGUCAACAAACACGGUUGGCGAGCGAGGCCGGAGUGGAGGAUCGACUGGGAGGGAUCGCCGCAGAGCUUUGCGCUCAGCUAUCCCUGGAUCCUCGGUUUCGAGCCCAAUUUUAUUGAGCUUAGGGAUAUUGAGAGCGGUGCGGUGCAUAUUGUGCCUCACAAGAAUAUUAGGAUGCUUCACAGCAGCACUCAUGAAAUUUUGUUUGCAUACGAAGACGAGAGGGGUGGGGAUAUCAUCGAAUCAAUUGACUUCUGGAAGAGUAAUAAUAGACGGUCAGAACUCCUGCCGGUACCUGGCUCGCCAUAG